AUGCAACUCAAAGCUCUUCUCGCCGUCGGAUCAGUCCCAGCAAUGGGUGCAGCCCUGGCUCCUCGCGCUGUCAACUGCGACUUCGCAACAACUGCUGAUCCCGGGGCUACAUGCGCUAGCUUUUCCAGCAGCUGGGGACUGUCAGUGAGCGACUUGCAGAAGCUGAACCCUGGCAUCACCUGCCCGAAUCUCGAUACUAGCAAGUCUUACUGCGUGGUUGGUACCGCCACGGAUGAACCAACCCCAUCCACGAGCACAACAACCACCGCCACCCAGCCGACAACCACCGAUUCCGCUCCCAGCAUCUCUCCCACUAUGCCCGGUAUUGCAGCCAACUGUGAUGGUUUCCACAAGGUCUCACCCGUAAGUCUUUCCUUUUCUCCAUGCCUUUUGUGGCCAUGGGGCUGCUUCGAAAGUCAUAAUCUAACAGCUGGUGCAGAAUGCUCAAACCUUUGGCUCGACUACUUUGUCUGCGUGCAUGUUCCCGGCGCAGUCACCACCUCGGCACCCCAGCCAACGGCCCCUACGGGCCCAACACCCCAGAUGCCUGGUAUUGUGAGCAACUGCAAGAAGUACCACCUGAUCAAGGAUGGUGAGAGCUGCUGGUCCAUCUACACGGAUGCGGGUAUCACAUUGGCUCAGCUCAGAACGUGGAACACGCAGGUAGAUGCCUCGUGCAGCAACCUUUGGCUGGGCUACUAUAUCUGUACUGGUGUUUGA
Penicillium soppii is the source of this 720-nucleotide messenger RNA. Its product is annotated as LysM peptidoglycan-binding domain-containing protein. The coding region runs from base 1 to 720 and encodes 239 amino acids. The record is from RefSeq and is a predicted model, not a curated record. NCBI's taxonomy places the organism in Eukaryota, Fungi, Ascomycota, Eurotiomycetes, Eurotiales, Aspergillaceae. The transcript has 2 exons.